Akanthomyces muscarius is the source of this 606-nucleotide messenger RNA. RefSeq lists its product as uncharacterized. Lineage: Eukaryota; Fungi; Ascomycota; Sordariomycetes; Hypocreales; Cordycipitaceae. Gene Ontology annotation, biological process: cytoskeleton-dependent cytokinesis. The coding region runs from base 1 to 606 and encodes 201 amino acids. The transcript is spliced from 2 exons. The record is from RefSeq and is a predicted model, not a curated record. Gene Ontology annotation, cellular component: dynactin complex.
AUGGAGCACCCCUUGGAUCAGACGACGCUGUCGACCAUUUCGCUGCUCGAGUCGCGUCUGCUGCGCAUCGAGCAUCUCCUCUACGGCUCGUCGACGCCGUCCACAGCGCACGAAUCGGCUCUGCGGCAAAUGGCCGAUUUGGAAAAGCGCUUCUCGAUCCUGACCUCGCGGAUCCGCGUCUACGGUGAUUUGCUCAAGAUCUAUAAAGCACGCCCCGACUUCUUCCAGACCCCCGCCGCGACCGAGCCUCCCUCGCAGCUGCCCAUCGACGCCGUCCGCGCCAUCGUGCUGUCGGCCGCGCCGUCCUUUCCCGCGACCGUGUCCGCGCUCACCGCCGUGCAGGACACGCCGGUGCCGGACCCUACCGAGAGCGCGGCGCUGGUGGCGCUGACGGAGCGCAUGCGCGGCGUCGAGGCGACGCAGCGCGCGCAGGAGGCCGAGGUGGCGGAGCUGAGGGCGCGCAGCGAGGCGACGCUGCGGUCGUGGUACGAGGCGGGCCUGCUGCCGACGUCGGACGCGACGGCCGAGGUGGAGGCGCGCGUGGGCAGGGUCGAGCGGAUGGUGAGGAGAAAGGAGCGGGAGCGGGAGCUGGAAAAGGAGAUUUGA